AUGGUACUCGCAAACUGCAUCCGCUUCACCGCUACAGCUGCUGGCAAGCUUGGUCAGCGGGAUAUAUUCGCCAACUUUCGCAACCUAGUAACCGCCACCGUCACAUCGAGCUCCUCAUCCAUACCGGCCCAGGAGCAGCCGCGACGACAGCAUGCCUCGUACGGGAAAAUGUCCGGCUGGCAGAUACAUGCUUACGGUGUGCCACAGGAAGAGAUACAGUUUAGUGAUGGCAUUAAAAUGCCCAUCCUACGCUCACCCACCCAGCUGCUGGUGAAGGUGAAAGCGUCCUCAGUUAACCCGAUCGAUGUGGCCAUGAUCAACGGCUAUGGUGCAUCGGUGCUGAAUGCAAUGCGCUGCAAGGAUGGUGGAAUCGAGUUUCCUCUCGUGCUCGGCCGCGACUUUAGUGGGGAGAUUGUACAGAAAGGGUUGGGUAUUUCUAGCCGUGAGCUCGAAGUAGGCGAUGAGGUGUGGGGUGUUGUGCCGGUGCACUUGCAAGGUUGCCAUGCCGAUUACGUUGUCGUGGAGAAGUAUUGUCUGUUCAAGAAACCUUCCAAUCUAAGCAAAAUCGAUGCAAGCGCUAUACUGUACGCCGGUCUAACGGCCUGGUCGGGAUUGUACAUAACAGGACAUUUGGGCGAUCUGCUUGGCGCCAUUUCACCCGUUGGUGGUGGUGCGGGCAAGAAGGUGCUAGUGCUUGGUGCUGCCGGUGGGGUCGGAACGUUGGCGGUGCAGAUGCUGUUGGCUGAGGGUGUGGAAGUGUUUGCCACCUGCUCUACGGAUGCAAUGCAAAUGGUACAAAAUCUGGGAGUGAAAUACGUGCUGGAUUACACCGAUCCGGCGCACGUACAGAACGUGGCCAGUGUAGGAAGGUUUGAUAUUGUGCUGGAUUGUGCCGGAAAAGGCACCGAGUACGCAAACGAGGUACCAUGGUUGUUCGAUCAGUACAUCACGUUCAAUUCACCCGUACUUAAAAACAUCGAUGCGGAUGGCUUUGCGGCAGGCAUGUACCAGAAUGCGGUGAGUCUCGUGCGUAAUAAUGCGGCCUCGCUUAGCACCCGGCAGGGUCUGGUGAAGUGGGGCUACUUUGUGCCGGCACCACAAGGUAUCGCCUAUCUGCAGCGUUUGGCCGAAAAGGGAAAAUUGUUGCCCGUGGUAGAGAAAGUGUUCCCGUACGCUGGUACGCCGGAAGCGUACGAACGUGUCGCGCAAAAGCAUUUACGAGGGAAAGUGGUGAUCGACUUCGAGUAAGCGGAAUC
Messenger RNA from Anopheles maculipalpis, 1256 nucleotides. RefSeq names its product reticulon-4-interacting protein 1 homolog, mitochondrial. The transcript is spliced from 4 exons. Lineage: Eukaryota; Metazoa; Arthropoda; Insecta; Diptera; Culicidae. Gene Ontology annotation, molecular function: oxidoreductase activity. Gene Ontology annotation, cellular component: mitochondrion. The coding region runs from base 1 to 1248 and encodes 415 amino acids. The record is from RefSeq and is a predicted model, not a curated record.